Molecule: messenger RNA, 2059 nt
Organism: Felis catus (domestic cat)
Lineage: Eukaryota; Metazoa; Chordata; Mammalia; Carnivora; Felidae
Product: sulfate anion transporter 1
Biological process (GO): transmembrane transport
Cellular component (GO): membrane
Molecular function (GO): secondary active sulfate transmembrane transporter activity; bicarbonate transmembrane transporter activity; chloride transmembrane transporter activity
Source: RefSeq, a predicted model, not a curated record
AUCAUCCCGGGGCCCCGCCGCAGGGCCGUGGAGCCCUCAAAGCCAGAGCAGAGGCCAGCUCCCUGGGUGAAGGGGAGGGGCAGGACGAUUCUCGGGUUUCCUUUCCGGCCCCUCAGGCACAAGGCAGAUGCCAUUUCAACAGUCCUCAUGCCACACACCCAGACCCUGGGGGGCUUGGGGGGACCCUUGUGUGGUGAGGUCUCCACAGAAAGGAAACACAACUCAUGACGUCCCCCUAGUGCUCACGGGGGGCUGUGCCUGCCUGCCAGGCCGUCCUCCACACCCCAGCGAAACUGCGGGCCGCGUGUCCUGGGCCAGCGAGUGAGAAGUCAAGGACGGGGCUGGGCCCCAGCAGGUGAGGUGCCCUUGGGACACAAGGGACAGUCCCAGACUUGUGCUCCAUGGUGCACCUGUGUGGUCUGAGACCCAACCCAGGAGUGUGUCCCACAGUCCCAGGUGACGGGGCAGGUGACAGACGCCAGCCACCCCCACUUCCCUCCCGGCUGGCCUCGUCUAAGAUCAGCCUCCCAAAGCGCGUCCCGGGAAUUCUGCCAUGAGGACCGGGGGGUAUAGCGAGUGCUGCUGUGUGAGCAGCCCCUCCGGGAGCAAAGAUCUGGGGUCUCCCUAUCUUCAAGGUUCAACAGGGGGCACCAGGAGGCGCUCUUCCUCUAAGCCCCAGGGCCCAUGGUGCAGCGGUGAUGGGAGGGCUGCCGGAGGGACCCCGGCGGCUUGGGUGGCGGAGAGGGGGGGCCUCUGGCGUGGACGUGGGCACGGGGAGGUGGGCCGGGAGCAGCGGAGCUGGGUCUGGCCACGUGGGAGUCUGGGUCUCUGUGCCACCCGCUGACCCCAGCAGGGAUGCCCACCUCUGUUUCAGGUCUUCCCAGGAUGGACAUGUGCCCCGACUGCACGCAGCAGGGUGGGGGGCUGGUGCUGGUCCGCCGGCGGCCCCCAGUGCCCCCGGGCCUGCGCGAGAUGCUUAAAGCCAGGCUGUGGCGGGGCUGCACCUGCAGCACGCGCGGGGCCUGGGCGCUGGCGCAGGACCUGCUCCCCGCCACGCGCUGGCUGCGCCACUACCGCCCGCGGGAGGCCCUGGCGGGCGACGUCAUGUCCGGGCUGGUCAUCGGCAUCAUCCUGGUGCCGCAGGCCAUCGCCUACUCGCUCCUGGCAGGGCUGCAGCCCAUCUACAGUCUGUACACGUCCUUCUUCGCGAACCUCAUCUACUUUCUCAUGGGCACCUCGCGCCACGUGUCCAUGGGAAUCUUCAGCCUGCUCUGCCUCAUGGUGGGCCAGGUGGUGGAACGCGAGCUGCUGCUGGCUGGCUUUGACCCUGCCCGGGACGGCCCGGGGUCCGGGGACAACGGCACCACCCUCAACGCCUCGGCCACGCUGGUGCUCAGGCCACGGGACUGCGGGCAGGACUGCUACGCCGUCCGCGUCGCCACCGCCCUCACGCUGGUGGCUGGGAUUUACCAGAUACCCUGGCACAGAAAACACUUCCAGGAACCCUGGCAAUUAACCAAAAGGAGUGAAUCACACGGACUUUUGGAGCGGGAUUAAACGUUCCGCUGAUUUAACAGGAAAUGCUGACAUCAAAAUAACGUAGAACCCUAACAGCCAGUGGGACGAGGACAUGAUGGAAGGCGGUUCAUCGGAACCGUAAGGGCUUUUGAGAUUAGUCACAACACAAGAAAGUGCACUGUCCCAAGACUUUCCAGCUUGUAAAUGAAACUUGUCAAAGUUCUCUCCAAAUCUGUGGUCGUAACAAUGGAUAUGAGCUGCGAGUAAUGAGUUGUCAAGUGAGGACUUUUGUAAAAGAGAAGUCAUCAUUUUGUUUUCAAUCUGCUGCGUUAGAGACACUGAGUUCUUCUCUUUUGUCCUCGGAAAGUAAUAUCUCAAAGUUGUUAUGAGACAAUAGAAGCACGUGGGGGGCUCCGUCAGUCGAGCAUCUGACUUCGGCUCAGGUCACGAUCUGACAGUUGUGAGUUCGAGCCUCUCAUCAGGCUUACCGCUGUCAGUACGGAGCCCGCUUCAGAUCCUCUGCCCGACCCCUCGGCCCCUC